Molecule: messenger RNA, 222 nt
Organism: Protopolystoma xenopodis
Lineage: Eukaryota; Metazoa; Platyhelminthes; Monogenea; Polystomatidea; Polystomatidae
Source: the annotation of a GenBank genome assembly
AUGGCUCGUGGUCAUCAAAAGGCUUUGGCUCAGCAGCGGAAGCUCAAAAAGCAGACAGAAACUAAAAAAACUAGUGACAACAAGAAAUCUGCUGCCGCUGGCUUGACUCACUCAUGCGUCGUUUGCAUGUCUCAGAUGCCUGAUCCCAAAACUUACAGACAGCAUUUUGAAAAUAAACAUCCAAAGACUCCACUACCAGAUGUAUUGAAGGAAUGCCUUUAA